AUGCCGGUCCCCUGCCUUAACAACACUGUAGCUGAGGCGCGGUGGAGCCGGCGUCUUUCAGGUCGCGCGCUGCCGAGGCCAAAGCCGAAAGCCGCGCUCUGGGGUCUCGUCGGCGCAGUGGAGCUGGAGGAGGCGCGGUCGCCGGCGGCGGCUGACGUCGCGGCGCCCGUGUCCGCCUCCGCGGCGCCGACGCCGGGCGCAGACUCGCCGUCCCCCGCCCCCGAGCCGGAGCACCUCGCGCCCGACGCCUCCGCCUCCGCAACGGUGCCUUCUUCUACGUCCUCGUGUUCCGCCUCCGACGAAGAGCGGGGGCGGAGCAGCGACGGAGGCGGCGGCGGCGGCGGCGGCCCCGUCCAGACAGACCCCGCCCUCUGCGCCGCCUCCGACGAUAGCCCCCCGGCGGUGGCCGCCACGCUGGGCCUUCAGGGACUGCUCAGGGUCCGCGCACUCGUGGCAGCGGCGGCCAUCGCCGCGUCGCCCGACCCGCCGGGCGCGGGGGCGGUGACCCCCGAGAGCGGGGGCGGCUCGGGGCCGGCCUCCUCCGCCUCCGCGUCCGCCGCCGCCGCCGCCGCGGUGGCCGCCGCCGGCUGCUGGGGCGGCGAGGAGCGCGCGCGCAUCGCCGAGUACCUGCAGCGCGCCGACACCGCCGUCAUCUUCCCCGAGCCGGUGGCCGAGCCGGGCGCCGAACCCGAGACCGCGGCCGCCCGCGCCGACGCCGAGAGCGCUACCGGUGAGUACCCCACUCUCUGCCUGCCGGUCUGCGCGUCAGCGUUCUCUACCAGCCGCAGCGUCAUUAGCAGCUGUGGUCGCCUGCCAGGAGCAGCAGUGGAGUAUACUACUACAGUGCGGAAUAAAAGACUCAGGUUUCCAGAUUGA
Molecule: messenger RNA, 876 nt
Organism: Schistocerca serialis cubense
Lineage: Eukaryota; Metazoa; Arthropoda; Insecta; Orthoptera; Acrididae
Product: spidroin-2-like
Exons: 3
Coding region: 1-876 (291 amino acids)
Source: RefSeq, a predicted model, not a curated record